Molecule: messenger RNA, 1760 nt
Organism: Homarus americanus (American lobster)
Lineage: Eukaryota; Metazoa; Arthropoda; Malacostraca; Decapoda; Nephropidae
Exons: 10
Coding region: 377-1279 (300 amino acids)
Source: RefSeq, a predicted model, not a curated record
CGGCGCCUGCUCGGUCUACCUCGGUCAGCUGUUUCUCUCACCUCCUGGGACCGAGGCUGACUGCUACCUCCCCCCCACCGGUAGGCCAAUGGUUGUAUCACCUCCUACGCUUACAGUACCUCCGAUAAGAUGGGUUAGAAAGUUUCUUUGGAGCGUCAAGAAGUGCUGCUGCUGAUUUUCUAGUCUUCAGAUCUUUGACCUCACGGGAUACAGAUAAGAGAUACUGAAGAGGGGAUUCCCGGGUCUCACCUACUUCAUCUAUCUAUCCAUGCUGCCUCACACUCCUUAAAAACAGCUUCCUGGAGUGAUCUUGGCUGCCUGGAUAACACUCGUUGUAUUUCCCCACCUCACUCACCACAGUCACCAGGCUCUCAGAAUGACCGCAACAGCAAAUGAAACCGGCGGUGGAUUCCUGCGCACAAGGCUCAGAUCUGCUCUUCACACCUCAAAUGAUCUCUUAUCUGGCAUAUCCUCUAACAUCUCCUCCCGCCUCUCUGUAUUCUCUGCCGCAUCAGGAAAUUCCAAUGCAUCAUCAGAACGAACUCCACCUAUACCAGAAAAGCCCCCAAGUACCCCUCCACUAAAGCUUCCUCCAAGCCCUGAAGACAGUCACCGUUCUCCUACUAUGAAGGAGAUGAUCAAGGAAACUUUCAAACUUGAAAACCUUCGUGAACUUCGACCAACAUUGGAGGAACUAAUGCAGUCAGAAUCAUCAUCUGAGCCAUCCACGCUGCCCACCAACACCCCAGAAUCACCCAAAACAGGUUUCCGCUACCACUUCAAUAAUUUCAAUCAGGCCAUUCCCAAGAAAUUGGUUGAUUAUAAACAACUUGCAAUGAGAACUCUAAGUGGAGACACAGGUGAGGCGCCAGGGGAAGAACCCCAUGAGCUGAAUACCUGUGCCAUCAACGUGGAGUGUGUUGACGACAAGGAUGACAAGGAUGCCGAGGCAGAAGAAGCACGGAAUGUUGUGGAGGGAGCGAGCACCUGCCUUUCAUCACGUUCCUUCAACUCGAUGCACUCGCUCUAUGCAACAGGACCAGACCCUUAUGACAAGUUAAAGUUCAAGCCUGACAUCAUCAGCAGUGGAUCCCCGAGUGAAGGAGAGGGUCUGGGACACUCAACGAGCCUCGACUCCACCGACUCAGAUCCUCACAAAAAACUGUGGAUCAGAUCAGAGGGCCUAUCAGGAUCACAGACUUCAUUACAGUCUUGGGCUUCCAGUCUAUCAUACGACAGUCAGGCAGAAGAUUUUAACGAGCCAAAGGAGUUCAUGUGAAGUUUGUGGAGGAAGUUUACAAGACGCCAGACAUUAUUGAUGUGGAUAGGAAAGCUCGUUUUGGAGAGUUGGCUCAGACUGAGCAAGGCAGAUUAUGGUUUGCACGUUGCAUUAACGCCAAGCGAUGCUGCAAGUGUGUCACAGAGGCCACCUUCUUCUCACUCAUUCAACACUUCUGUUAUGUUGUUCGAGUGUAACGAGGCAGAGGAUUUUUCCCCUGCCAAGAGCCUCAUGAACAUGUGCUUUACCUAUUACCAUGAAGCUAUGACACCAGGAGGACAGAAUCGGAGUAAGGAAUUUCUUUAUUCCUAUCUCCGGCAACAACCAAUCUGGAGGUCCAUACGCUUCUGGAAUGCUGCCUUCUUUGAUGCCCUCCAGUGUGAGCGUUCCUGCGACCUGUGGUGACCCGAGAGGAGGUAGAGAACAACAGACUACAAGCUGUCACAGAUGAACUCCAUUAUCAAGAGAACAUUACUUUUGG